GAUCUGCGGGCCCUGCCUGUGGCCGCCGGCGGCAGCGCCUCCCCGUGGGCAGAGCCGGGCUCCGCAGGGAGCAGGAGCGUGCGCGCUGGGGCCGCCGGCUUGGGAAAGAGGCGGCAGCAGGAGCGGCUGGGACGAGAAAGAAUGACUGAAGAUUAAAAGGACAAUGGGCUGCGUGUAUCCUGAUGGCAUCUUGUGUACAGUGACAAGUUACUUGCUAUGGCAUCUGAGACUGAAAAGGCUCAUGCUCUUCUCCAAACUUUCAGCACAGCUUCAGUUAUUUCCAGUUUAGGAUUGGGAAUAUUCUGCUUCAUAGCAGACCGACUUCUGCAGUUCUCUUUCAUUCAGCAACACGACUGGGUCCGAGCUCUCUCUGAUAAUGCAGUGCAUGGUGUGGUGGGAAUAUGGUCCUGGGUGAUAGUGAUUGGGCUCAGGAAGAAGAGUGACUUUAGUGAAGUCAUUUUAGCUGGUUUCCUCUCUUCUGUCAUUGAUGUGGACCAUUUUUUUCUAGCUCGCUCCCUUUCACUACAGGCUGCUCUGACUCUUCCGCAAAGACCACUUCUUCAUUGUUCUACUGUGAUUCCUGUUGUGGCUGUGACAUUAAAGUUUAUUAUGCACCUUUUCAGGCUGAAGGACUCAUGGUGCUUUCUUCCCUGGAUGUUGUGUAUAUCCUGGACUUCUCACCAUGUCCGUGAUGGAAUUCGUCAUGGCCUCUGGAUCUGUCCAUUUGGAAAAACUGCUCCCUUGCCAUACUGGUUUUAUGUGGCAAUCACAGCAUCUUUACCUCAUCUGUGUUCAUUUGUUAUGUAUUUAACAGGUACUGGAGAACUAAUGUCUAUAAAACAUGGAAUUCACAUUGAUGUCUAAGGAUGAUAGUCCUUGAAAGUCACUUGUUUUGAAGAUUAUAGUGAAGUUGAUCCCUGUGCAUUCCUCAUGAUUUCUAAUUUAGGCAAUUUGAAGCCAUUUAUAAUUCCAGAAUUGAUUAUUUGUGGCUACAGAAAUCUGUUGUCUGAAUGAUGUUGAUGUAAUUUCCAGGCAUCCUCUUUAUGACAUCUGUAGCCUUCAAUGUCAGUUCUGUAAUAGCUAAUUAAUAUAUAAAAUUCAGUCAUUCCUAAAUAUUUAAAUUUCCUCCUCCUCCUAUUAUCUCUGCUAUAAUAGUGCCAUUCCUCUGGUCACCCUCCACUUAGGGAAAUAUAUUCUCCCUUUGAGCACCCACUUUUUUUCCUAUAAUUAACAUUUGCACAGUACUUUGAAGAUGCAAAGCACUACAAAAGUGCUAAGUAUUAGAAUUCAGUGCUGUAUAUCCCUUCUGAGAAAUAUCUAACAGCUGUUUUUGUAACUUGUUAGUUUACCCCAUUUGAGUCUAACUUCUUGUACUCAAAUGGCUGGAAAAAUAAUGCUGCUUGUUUUUUCAGGAUGUGCUACUGAUUGUCUUGGGAACACUUAACAGUGACUGCUAUUUAGUAAAAUGUAUUCCAAGCACUGCUCUUGCAUAGUUGCCUGAUACUCAAUUUCCAAAAACCUCUUAUCUGGGAUUUUUGUUUAGAAAAGAGAAAACAAUUAGUUUAGGAGGAUUGUGUCUGUGAAAUUACAGAAGGUUUGCAUUAUUUAAUACUAAUAAAUAUUUAUUUUAUCUAAUAUUUAAACAAUUGUGUUAAAGGCUUAUUUGCUGCAGGAAAGUUUAAAGAAUAAGCUUUAAAGAAUUUUCAGUUAAAUCCUAAGAAAAUUGAAACGACUCCAGAAAUAUAGCUAUUGUAUUAAGAGUUUACUACUGUAUCUAUUACCUGUUACUGUGAAGCUUUUUUUAGCUGCAGCAGCUUCUACUAAAUAUAAUAUUGUUCCUCUACUUAAAAACAAAAGCACCUCAUUAUACUGAAAUGUUAUUUUAUGCUGGUAAAAUCCAACUUUGUGCGUGUGGCAAAUUCAUGAAAAUGGCAGGAAUGUGCACCAUGAGCUUAUUCAAAGUAACCUUUUUCAUUCUGUAGAAAUCUCUCAGAAAAUCCCCAAAAUAGAACUCUGUGUGUUAGGUUUUAGUGGGUAGCAUUAUAAGUUGUGAAAUAUUUUGCUUCAACCUCUUCCUUAAAAACUCUUAAAACAACAAAUUCCAAUUUAUUUAUAGGUGUAAAGAGCCAGAUUCUUGGCUGGUGUAAGCUAGUGACUUCAGUGGAGCUAUGCCAACUUACACCACCUGAAGAUCUAGCCUGAGAUGUUGUUUUUAUGGAAGAGAAACUGCAGAGUUGGAUUUGUUUAAAAUAAUCGGAACGAUCAGUAAAGAACAACUUCUGUAUUUUCUGCAUUUUAGAGCUCCCUAAAUUUACCUCUGCUAUUGCUGACUCAUGGGGGCUGCAUAGACCUUCUGUGCUAUGCAGCUGUGCAUACUGCACCCUAUUCUGAAAAGUUACUUCCCGCCAAUCUUCUCUCAGAAGCAGAAGACUCAGCACCACUUGAGUAUAAUAUGGUAAUUAGGCUUGUGAGAAGAAUGUUGAGGCAGUUAGUCUGCUUAGCAUGAAACCUAAAAGUCUUAAAGUUCCCUCCUUGGAAAGAAAAUUUGAGGGAGCAGUAUGGCAUGAAAAGAGGAAGCUUCUUUAGGAGUGCUUUGCACAGCAUGUGAAUCUUUCCCUUUUAUGUGCAACAAAUGCUGCAAUGGACAGUGGGUAUCAAAGUCGGGGAGGCUGAGCUUCCGCAAACAGCCUUGCGUGGCCCUGCCCAGGCUCCACCUCCAGGUCCCCUCCUGCUUCCUGGCGCUGCGCUGCGGUGGGCUCUUCCCCUGUGGCCGGGGCCCCAGGCUGGGACUAAUGGGGGCUGGCCUGCAGCCAGGGACUCCACCUGGCGCUCCGGGCCUGGGGAGUGGGGCUGGGAGCUGGUGGGCAGGGCCUCAGGCAGAAGGGGUGGGCGGGGCUGGGGGCUAGCCUCCCUAAGCCCGGGGUUCACCCACUGCCCAGGAAUGCAGCCCAGAAUGCAACACCACACGCAUUUCAAAUUGUAUAGUGCCUUUUUUUUAUUAAAACAAUAAAUAAAAUCCCUACCCUAUUCGGAGAAUAAAAGUCUGUUUUCUCCUCUUAACGUUUAUUUAAAAAUAUAGGCUACCAAAUGUUUAGUUAUUAAAACCCGUGCAUGAAGAAAAUCCAUAUAGGAAAGUUUGUUCUGUUCUUGUUUCAUAGUACAGUAUUAUCUGUAAUUUAUUUUUAUUCAAAGACUAUUAUGAUAAAACUGAAAUGAAACUCUCACAAAUGGGGGAAAGGGGACUAAAGAUUCUUAAAGAUAAUUAAAUUUUCAGGUUGUAAUCACAGCAUUUUUGUACCAGAUACAUUUCUGCCAAUUUUCCUUAAGACUAGUACUAUAAAAAAAGUUUGGUUCUUCCUUGAGAAAUGUUCCUAUGAGUGCUCCACUCCUGGUGCACAUGUGCCCAAUACAUCCUUGAUUGGAGAUUUUCAUUAGCAGUGUUCACUUGGCCUGCACAUGUGCUGUUGGUAUCCUUUGCCUUGCACUGAGGCUAUAUCAGGCUGUGUGGGUGAACCUCCCCCUCGGUUCCUUCUCAACCACCUCAGCUUGAGACGGAGCUAGCAUGUUUAUUUCUCGCCUACUUUGGGCAUUUAUGGAGCUUCUCUUUAGCUUAGUUAACUGGUUUGUUAGUUGUAGUUAGCUUAGUGUUUAAAACAAAACAACACUCUCCUUUUGGUUAGGAAUACUUGUUCUGUUCCCGUCAGGGAAAUUCUCCCUGUGAGGCACGUGCCUGGUUCACUGGAGUUUAAAUGCUGCCUCUUGUGUAAAGAGGCCGUCCCAGCUGGUGACAGGCUUUCACUGCCUGGGCAAGUCCUACAUGCCGCAGAAGUGCAACUUCCAUCUAGCCCUGAAAUCUAGGGUUUGGAAUAACUAAGAAAUCAAACUUCAACUCCUCAUGAUUAAGUGUUCCCUCUGCCCUCCUUUGGAACCAGGUCAGGACCCCUCUGAAUAUCAGUCUCCAGGAGUUUCUAGUGUCCCAUCCACCUUGGUGCAAUAUUUUCCUAGCAAGAAGAAAUGCUCAGAGCCCUCCUCCCAAAUCCUCUCAGAAGAGGAGAUCUAGUUCCUCUCCCAGGGAUUCUCCUUCAAAAAGACCUCUGUCUCCAGCCAGAUCUACAGCCUCGAAAAGGUCUUCCUUGAGGCUCAAUACUGUAGAGAGGAAAGGUCCCUCUCAGGGGGAUGUUGGAAAACACAGCUCUAAGGCUAAACAGGGCUCUAGGAAGAUCCUGGCACCCUUGGCUGGGGACAGCACCGAACAUAGAAGAUCUAUACUGUCAACUCUGACUCAUCUCUCAAUGCCCUUACCAAGUGUUUCAAUAUCAUGUAAGCCUCCAACCUCUUCGAAGCCAGCUUGAAAGCACCUUAUGCUUCUGGUACCAUUGGACAAAGACAAACAGCACCACUGAGUACCACAGGACUUCAGAUAUUAGAGAGACUUGGCAGUGACUGUUCAACCAGAGUCUCCAUUGCUGGUAGGUAGUGAACAUCUUUUGCUACCUAGAACCUCUUGGUCUCUGGAUCUUUUUGCAUCCCCGGUUCCAUUGCCACCCUUUUCUGUAGGAAUUCCCCCAUUAGAAAAAGAGGAUGUUGAUGAUGACCUACCCACUGCUGCUUCCAUUUCAGUGCAGGGUUCUCCAGUACACCCUUACGCUAACCCCUUCUCCCGAAGGGGCAGGGAAGAUACUCUGGGAUCUCAUCAUUCCUGGUGAGAGCAACCCUGGAUGCCAAACCCUCCCCUGUAUGGCCAUGCUGGGACCCCUAUUAUCACCUGUUUUCUAGGGCCUGAUCUUAUCCCGUUGGGAUGAUAGGGAGAACUAAGCUUCCCCCCAGCAACAGAGGAAACAUUUGAGGAGGAGGAGGCCAGAGUGGACAAAGAAGCCAUGUCUCAAACCACCAUCUCAUCCUCUUUGCCAGAUGAGGCCCUGAUGCUUCCUCUUCCUUCAAUAGCCAAUCCAGGACCUUGUUAAGUGGGUGGCAGACUCUCUGCAGAUACCCCUUGAGGAGGUUGGAGAACCCCCACAAGCUGUUGGACAUUCUACAUUCCAACACCAUCUAGAGUUAACCUCUCUAUUAAUGAGAUUCUACUGGAACAUGCUAUCUGGCAAACCCUGGGUACAUUGCACCCACUUGUAAGAGGUCCCACAAAAAAUAGUCUAUCCCCACCAAGAACUCUGAAUUCCUCAUCUCCCACUCACCUCCCAAUUCUCCAGUUGUCGAUGCGGUUACCGAGUGGGGCAAACAACGCCAUUAUAAAGUCAUUCUAUAUGACAGAGACCAAAACCACCUGGACCUCCUGGGAAGGAAGGCUUACUCAUUGGCUAUGCUGCAAUUACUAAUUACAAAUUACUAAGCAUUGAUGGGCAAGUACAACUUCACCAGCUACAUGAAAUAUGGGUCAUUUAUUGAACAUCUUCCUCUAGAUCAAAGGGAACAAUUUGAGGCCAGUAUUGCUGAGGGACAGUUAUUGGGAAGAACACUGCUGCAGGCAGCACUCAAUACUGCAGACACCAAAGCUUAUUCUGUUUCUUGGCGGUGGUGAGUUGGGCUUCCUGGCUACAGUCGUCUGGCUUCCCAGUCAAGGAUCUCCCAUUUGAUGGAUGGAAGUUGUUUUCAGAGAACACAGAUGAGUCGUUACAUAUUUUCCAGGGUUACAUUACACUUGUUAGGCAUCUGUACUCCUGCAAACCAAUUUAAGUUCAGCAGAUCACAAAUGAUACUAAGAUCCCACCCUGUACAACUCUCCAGAUUCCAGAGACCCGCAGAACCUCAGGAAGAAAGGCAGGUUCCAGAGGAAGAGACAGUAUAAUCCAUCUGACAUGGCUUCAUAACAAGUGUCAUCAUUAAAGCAUUAGUUUUGAUGGGACAGUUGAAGGUUCGAAUUCCCUCCCUCAUUAGCCUGCCAGUUUCAUUGUUUUGCUCAUCUUCCCCCAUUUGGAAACACACUCCCGUUUCCAGCCUGCCUGGGACUGUAUCACCUCAGACAAAUGGGUGCUGGAAGUAAUAUCAUCGGGCUACACCAUCCACAUUACCUUCCUUCCUUCCUCCCUCCUCAUUCCCCUUCCCCGUCCCUUUUCAGGGACCCCUCUCACAAGCCCCUGCUAAGGCAGAAAAUAAACUCUUCUGUAAGGUGCAAUAGAACUGGUACCUGCUCAGUACAGGGGAAAGGUUUUCUAUUCAGACUAUUUCCUUAUAUCAAAGAAGAAUGGAGGGUGGCAACCAAUUCUAGAUGUCUAAACAAAUUUAUGAAAUCCCAGAGGUUCAGGCAGGUGACCCUGGUGGCUAAAAUUCCAUCUCUAGAUUCAGGGGAUUGUUAUUUGGCUCUCAACCUCCAGGACGUACUUCCAUAUAGCAAUGCACCCAUCUCACAAGAGAUUCCUCCAAUUAGAGUAGACCAGGAUCAUUUUCAGUAUUGUGUGCUCCUUGUUCUCAGCUCCGAGAAUGUUUUUGAAGGUUCUAUCGGUAGUGGCUGCGUAUCUAUGUCGUCAGGCUAUUGUGAUAUUCUCUUAACUUGAGGAUAGGCUACUCAAGUCUCAAUCUUACCAACAGGUGUCCAUAUUCCACAAAGAUAGGGUGUCCUUAUGGCCACAUCCCAGAUUUCUCCCUAAAGUAACUUCCAAAUUUCACCUGAAUCAGACCAUAUACAUGCCAGUUUUCUUUCCAAAACUGCAUACUUCUAACCAGGAGACUGUUCUCCCCACUGUAGAUGAGAGGAGGACAUUAUCCCUCUAUCUGGAGAGAACUAAGCUAUUUUGUAAAUCCAAUAGACAGUUUGUUUUGAUUGCAGGCAGGUCAAAGGGCUCUGCUAUUUCUACCCAGGGGCUCUCUAAAUGGAUUUCUGAGUGUAUUAUAGUUUCCUAUCAGGUUGUCGAUGUUUCAUCAGCUUUUUGGUGCACUCGACUAGAGCGUGAUCUACAUCUAUGGCUUUCCUUAGAAAUGUUCCAUUUCAGAAAUCUGCAGAGUUACUACAUGGUCUUUACUACAUACCUUCUCUAGACACUGCCCUGGUCAAUGUCUCCAGAUACGAUGCUGCAGUUGGCAAUGCAGUUCUCUCUUCUAUGAUGGACUCCAUUCCAAAGUCCCCCUCCUACUGGGGACACUACUCAGGAGUCACCAAGAAUGGAGCACUCAUAGGGACACUACUCGAAGGUUACUCACCUGUGCAGUAACUGUGGUUCUUCUAGAUGUGUGUUCCUGCAAGUGCUUCAGUACCUACCCUCUUUCCCCUCUUCUUUGGAAUUUCCUCCGAGAUUCAAUAGUGCAGAAGGAACUAAGAGAGUGGUUUCCCGUACGGCCUUGGUGCAAGGCAAAAGGAUACCACUGGUGCAUGUGUGGGCUGAAUGGACACUGCUAAUGAAAAUCUCCAAUCAAGGCACAUGCACCAAGAGUGGAACACCCAUAGGGUGAGUAACCUCUUCUCACCUCUUGGAAAUUGGCCAUCCUGAUUAUCACUACAAAAGGUUUUUUUCUCCUGCUGAUAAUAGCCCACCUUAACUGAUUACUCUCGUUAUAGUUAGUAUGACA
Molecule: messenger RNA, 7518 nt
Organism: Trachemys scripta elegans
Lineage: Eukaryota; Metazoa; Chordata; Testudines; Emydidae
Gene: TMEM267
Product: transmembrane protein 267
Exons: 3
Coding region: 217-864 (215 amino acids)
Source: RefSeq, a predicted model, not a curated record